Molecule: messenger RNA, 1077 nt
Organism: Myotis brandtii (Brandt's bat)
Lineage: Eukaryota; Metazoa; Chordata; Mammalia; Chiroptera; Vespertilionidae
Gene: SNX22
Product: sorting nexin 22
Exons: 6
Coding region: 35-469 (144 amino acids)
Molecular function (GO): phosphatidylinositol phosphate binding
Source: RefSeq, a predicted model, not a curated record
GGGCUCAGUGGGGACACUGUGAUCCGCACCGCAGAUGAAGAAACUGUACAAGGUGCCCGAAUUCCCCUCGAAACGCCUGCCCAACUGGAGGACCAGAGGAUUGGAGCAGCGGCGGCAGGGCUUGGAGGCCUAUAUCCAGGGCAUCUUGUACCUGAACCGGGAUGUGCCCAAGGAGCUGCUGGAGUUCCUGAGUCUUCGGCACUUCCCCACAGACCCCAAGGCCAGCAGCUGGGGAGCCCUGGGGGAGUUCCUGCCUAGCGACAGCAGCUCGCAGCUGUACCACCGGCCGGUCAUCAGCUUCUGCGUGGACCCCUACAUUUGUAUCUCAUCCCCAGGUCUCAUUUCAGAGCCUCUGCCCAACGUGGUGGUGAAUGGCGUGCUCCAGGGCUUCUACAGCUUCAGCACCAGCACAGCUGACACCCAGCCGGAGGCUCCCUGUCACCCUGCACCUUUGCCACCAAUGCCUUGACCAACCCAGAGGCCUUUGGACCACCUGCCAGGACAGUCACGUGCCUCUGUCCUUGAGCCCUGUAAGAGACAGGGGCGGGGUCCCCCUUGGCUUGGACCCAGGACCUACCCACCCCAGGCCCAGAACCCAACUGCACCAGUGGCUGGGGUGAUAGACCUGCACUCUGGGUAGAGACAACAGAGGAUGAGGAUAAAGGGAGAAGUCAAUUUAGGAGGUAGGCUAUGAAAAGGUACAGGUGUAUUUCUUCACCUUCAUGGGGGGGAGGGAGCUGGCAAAGUUUAGAAGCAAGAAGCAAAAGCUUGACAGUCUGUGGUAGCAUCUGGGGAAAGGGUUCAGGCUGGAGCCCAAGGAGGGGACAAGCAGCCACUGCCUCAGAGUCCCAGGCUGAGCCGUAGACUUGAACAGAGAAGCUGCGGGCCCAAGAACCAAGCCCACACACAGGUUAUAAAAAAACCCACCUUAUUUUUUUAAUUGGUCAGUGAUGGUAGAAGUUUGUUACAAAACUGGGCCUGUGGAAUGUGAGGGGCGGGUCCGCUCUGUCAGACAUCCGCACUAGGGCUGGUGCAGCAGAGCCCGGUGGAGGGCUGUCUUCACUCCCCCCGAGAGGG